AUGCUUUCUAAGUUGAGCAUAAUAUUCAUUCAUUUGAUGUUGCUGAUUGGUUUUUGUGAUGAUAACAAGGAGAUGAUCCUUGUUUAUGAUUAUAUACCCCAUGGAACCUUGUACCAUCAUCUACAUAAAAUUGAUACUCCUUUGAUUUGGGUACAACCACUUAAGAUAGCCACCGUGCUGGACAUGGAUUGCCUGCAUACUAUUGUUGCUGCUCAACAUGGAGUGAUACAUUGCGAUGUUAAGAGCUCAAACAUUCUUUUGGAUGAUAAUUGGGCAGCAAUGAUAUUAGAUUUUGGGUUGUCCAAAAUCAGCCCAACCAAUCAGUGUCAGGAGGUAGCAAUCAGUUGUUACCUCAUUUUUAAUGUUUUUGUCAAUCCUCACUGCAUGUUUUGCUGA
Lactuca saligna is the source of this 396-nucleotide messenger RNA. The record is from the annotation of a GenBank genome assembly. Lineage: Eukaryota; Viridiplantae; Streptophyta; Magnoliopsida; Asterales; Asteraceae.